Messenger RNA from Aspergillus ochraceoroseus IBT 24754, 1923 nucleotides. RefSeq names its product putative transcription factor TFIIE complex alpha subunit. Gene Ontology annotation, cellular component: transcription factor TFIIE complex. Bases 255 to 1568 code for a protein of 437 amino acids. The transcript has 3 exons. The record is from RefSeq and is a predicted model, not a curated record. Lineage: Eukaryota; Fungi; Ascomycota; Eurotiomycetes; Eurotiales; Aspergillaceae. Gene Ontology annotation, biological process: transcription open complex formation at RNA polymerase II promoter; transcription initiation at RNA polymerase II promoter.
CAGCCCACACCGUCCUUGGUAUUUUGAGUCUCAUCUCAGACAGCCCUCUUGGUAUCUUUCCUCAGUAUAUCUCUCCCUUGCCUGCGCGGGUGCGAGACGGAGACAUGCUGGACUUCCUGAGCCAGAUAUAGGAUUCGGAGACAUCGAGAACCUUGCGCGCUCUUGCGCCGACCCUACCUCCCAAACCGUAUCGACUGCAGAGCUAUUAAACUCCAGGGAACAGUCGCAUUCUAAACGACAACGCAUCAUCAGCCAUGGAUCUCGCAAACACUCUGAUUCGAACCGUGGCCCGGGCCUUUUACGAAACCCGCCACAUCCUCGUGGUCGAUGCGCUCUUCAUCCAUUCCGUACUGCACGCAGAGGACCUCGCCUUCCUCCUCGGAAUGCAACAGAAAGAUCUGCGAAAACUAUGCGCCAAAUUGCGCGAGGAUCGCCUGAUAUCAGUAAGCACCAGGGCUGAGAUUCGAGAUGGCUCUACCCGGCCCGUCAAUCGCGAAUACUACUAUAUCCCCCUGCAUCCGGUCAUCGACGCGAUCAAGUACAAAGUCUCCAGGCUGACCUCGACAAUCAAAGCGCAAUACACUCCUAGCGAGGAAAGAAAGGAGUAUAUCUGCCUACGAUGCGGAGCUGAGUGGACAGAGCUGGAUGUCCUCAGUCUCUACUCCGAUGAAGGAUUCGAGUGCCAAAACUGCGGCGCGAUUCUCGAGCGCACAGAGGACGUCAAGGGUAGCGAGGGGAUCGACCGCACGGGACACGAAAAGAAUAGCAAACUCAUGGCACAGCUAGACACGAUGCUAAAGCUUCUGAAGCAGAUCGACUCCGUCGAGGUCCCUCCCAACGAUUUCGAUACCGCCUGGGACCAUAAAAUCGACGUCAUCCGAAACCAGCAUACCAACCCCACCAGAGCAGCCAUCGUUGUCCCAUCCAAGAAGCAAGAAGCCGUCCGUGGCAAUCUGAAGACCGACGCCGGCGCACUGGAGAUCUCCCUAACAUCCAGCGCAGAGAAGAGCGCCGCGGAGCAAGCCGAAGAAGCUGCACGCAAAGCUGCUCUAGAGAAACAAAACGCCCUUCCUGUCUGGCACACACACUCUACCGUCUCCACAACAGCCGGUGGUCUCAAUAUCGUCAAGGCCGAGUCAAACAUCAAUGUGAAACCGGAAAUCAAAGACGAAGACCAGAAACCCAACCUGGACGCCCUCGACGACAAAGUCGCCGCCUACUACGCCGAAAUGGAGCGCGAAAAGGCCCUCCAGGCCCAGGAAGACGCAAGCAGUGCGGACGAAGACUCGGACGAAUUCGAUGAGGAAUUCGAAGACGUCGGUGCUGUUUCUGCGAGCGAUACCGCUUCCCCAACUCUCGGCGCCGGGCCAACUAGUGCCCCUACUAGCGUUCCUACGGGGAUCAAGCGCGAAUUUGACACGGAUUCUGGCAGUAGUGCUCCCCAGACGGCUGUAGGGACGCCGUCAACGGCUGCUGAUGACGGACCGGCCAUGAAGAGGAUCAAGACCGAGCCUGAGGUGAAGAAGGAAGAAUCCGACGAGGACGAUGAGGAGUUUGAAGAUGUUUAAUCUGAUUUAUAUACUUGAAUAAUGGCGCUGGCGUCGAUUAACAACUUGGUUUUCUCAAGGGGAAGCAUAGAUGGUUGCCAUGGUUUUUGCGUUCUUUCCCUCUCUCUCUCUCUCUCUCUCUCUCCCUUUCGAACCAGAUAUGCAUGCCCUUUUUUUUUGAAUGCGAAAAUAGAUGAUGGACCAGCUGGCUCGUCGGAGAAACCCCCCCCCCUAACAUGACGUUUCUAUUUCCUCUUCCCUUUUUAGGGAGAUUCGUUACCUCUUUGUAUGUACUAUGAUCAUUUUCUUGAAGGAAAACAAAACAAGACACGUUACGUUGUAUGAUAUUUGAAAAUGCGCUAGUCUUGUAAUUGAA